ACAGAAUUUCACUUGAACCAGAGCAGCCCAACCAGUGAAUUCCCCAGCUACAGUGAAAACGGAAGUGAUACCAGUUUACUUGUUUCACCCCUUCUGGUGGCUGGAGUAGUGAUCGGACUUGUGCUAUUUCUAUCCUGUGUUACAAUCAUUGUUGGCAGUCUGCGAAAGGAUGGACGGUUAAGACACCCACAUCUGAGGAGAGAUGCUGUUUAUGCUCCAGAUGGCUUCUCUUAUGGUGGCUCUUUUGGAGAGCUGAGAUCCACCUGUAUGGAGGAGUUUCCCCCAGCUUUUGAUUUUGGUUCCUAUCUGGAUACACUUUCUCAGGUCAACGUCAUGUAUCCUGAUUCACCUCCACGCUACGAUGAAUGUGUGGGUCCAGGAGCAACUCAAAUAUAUAUUCCCACAGAUGAUCCUCCCCCAUAUUCUCUUACGGACCCGUGUCAAAGAAAUGAAAUAUCUAUAAACAUUAGCCUGGAAGGGGAAGCAGCAUCUGGGACUACAGGACAGGCUGCAAAUUAUGCAGUCAGGCUGCAGGACUUGCAGCCGCCCAUUUCAUCCAUCUCUUUGUCGUCUCUUACUCUGGAGGCUGCUCCCCUGUACGAGACGGUGGUGUGUGAACAGAAUAUCCCCAUCCCACUUGUUCCAGUGGAAGUACUGAAAAAUUCUUCCACCGACUAUCAGACUCUUCUGAACCAAAUCAUGUGA
Messenger RNA from Nipponia nippon (crested ibis), 705 nucleotides. The record is from RefSeq and is a predicted model, not a curated record. Lineage: Eukaryota; Metazoa; Chordata; Aves; Pelecaniformes; Threskiornithidae.